CAGAUGACUAGAGUCUAGACUUAAAUUACCUACGUUACCUAAAUUCACGCCGAAAAAUACGUUUUAGAAACGAUUUUCCUCAAUAACAUCGAUCAGCGUGAAAUAUUCGUUUAAUACAAAAGUAGUAAUGGGGAAAUGUGACAAAACGAUACCGCUAGAUGCGGAACUACUGACAGCAGAAAUCGAAAAGCAUGUCGACCCUGUCCUCGGAUCAGUCCUUUUAAACGAAUCCUGUUUAAACUAGCAGCAGGACUACAUCCAAAGAGCUGUUCCCGGAUCAGCCCAAAACACUCGAGGCUGUAGCACGCACAUUGAUGAUGUCAUUCGCCGAGAACAACAACAGCCUCUCACAGGGAUUAGCCGCUUAGUUUACUCCAAAGUACUGACUUAUUCGCUCUCAUUUAAAAAGCUUUUUUGAAUUAAGAGAUCAGUCAGACCAUCACGGUUGUUUGAGUUAAAAUAUUUCACCGGGCGAACUUUAGAACAGAAGACAUUUCACAGCUAUCGCUAAAAGAUAUCAGGCCGCUAUGACAAGCUAACGACGCGCUACUAAAUUUACUGGUUUUGCAAGUUUGUAUAUUUUGGAUUUGAAAAAAAAAAUACAAGACUUAUUUCUUCCACCAGUCUCUCUGAGCAGAGUGUUACAGUGUGCUUGCCUAUAAUAUUAACUUGACAUCCCAGAAAUAUGCUAACAUGUUAAAGGUGCAGUGAAACGUCACUCAUUGAGAGAGCAAGACAAAAGGAUGAUCUUAAGGAUUUAAUCAAGCACUGACAAUAUGCCUCAAGGGAAGAGAGCACUUGUUCCUGUUAAUACAAGGAGAAGGGUUAAAGCUGAUGAAGAUUACUUCCCUUUCAACUCCCUGCCGGUGGAAUGUCAGCUCCAUGUGCUCUCAUUCCUCAGUGAGGUAGACAAAUGCAACUCUGCCCUUGUGUGUGCGAGCUGGAGCUGCUUAGUGCGCUCUUGGAAGCUCUGGAGGGUUGCAGACUAUUCCCGCCGUGGGGUUUUUCAUCUUGGCCAGGAGGGUCUGCUCGUUUCCAACAGAGAGUUUGAGCGCUGGAAGGCUUGGGUUCACCAUUACACCCAUCAUCUUAUAUCCCGUGGGGCUAGUUUGCUCACUCUGAAGGCCAGUUUUGAUCUAGGAGACCAGUGCAAUAAAUGGGGAGAGCUCCUGUCGCACCUUCUAGAGAACGUGCAUUGCCGGGAUCUUAGUCAUUUAGACUUGAACUGGACAUUUACGCUGCUUGAACCUCUUGACCUUCGUGUCCACACCAGUUCUAGUUCCCAUCAAGACAAUAUUACCAAGAUGGACCAGAUUAAUAACUUUCAGGUUCUCCUGGCCAGACUCGUCCACAGCUGUCCCAGGAUUGCCAAAAUGCGCCUGCACUUUGACUGGUCCGAAACAUCAGUUGCACUUAUCACUCAGUUUCAACAACUCCGUAUCUUAGAAUUGAAGUACUUUUGGGUAUUCAAAGGGGUCAGUCCGAACACUUUACAGACGCUGACGAAAUCCCUGCCUAAUCUAAAAUCCCUCACGCUCCAUGUUCUUGUUCCACUGCGAAAUCUAGGCAUCUCAUACACCCUUGAAUCCCUUUCGCUCGAGUUCCUAGAUGUGUCACCCAGUCGAGGUCUGGUCUUCUCCUGCCUCAACCUCCCAGCACUGCGAGAGCUGCGGGCAAAAAAGAUAAAUCGGGGCAUUACUCUGGACCGCCGGACUCGACUACAGAUACAGAGCCGAUGGCCCUGCUUGUAUCAGGUCUUACGUGAAGGGACGCCCAAACUUCAGGCCCUUAACAAUGAAAGACUCCUUCCCAACUGGAAAGAGCAAAGUUACCGAGAGCUGACGUCUAUCCUCCAGCAGUCUUGCUAUUGUCUUCAGCAUUUAGACAGUUGGCUCUGGUGAAUUCAAGACUUAAACAAUACCAGGCCACACAUAACGGCCUAAAGGGGCACGGCCACAUCCUGAAGAAAAUGAUGUAGGAAAAUUAGAAGGACCAAAAUAUAAUUGGAUAACACACUUCUGCUGAUCCUCUAUAAUAAAAAAUAUUUAAAACUGUAAUUUAAUUAUAUGUCAGCCAUCCCUUGCUAGCAAAUAAUUGGAGUAAGUUCAAUAUAGGUCCAGAUUCUUAACUAUACAAUUAUGUUUAAAAAGAGUUUUGGCUUGUGUUGCUAUGAAAGUUUAUGUUCCAGGCUGAAGUGUGUGCAUUUUUUAGGAGCUUAGGUGAAUUCAGGAAAAUUGUUCUAUUGUGCAAAAAGGAGGAUAAAGCGGAUUGCUGCAAUGGAGUGUGGAUCAUUUUGACAAGAACUUUAAUUCCUUAAAGCAUUUCAGUUCUUAUGUGUUUCAGUUGGAGUCCUCAAAAAACAAAGUGUUUUUUUGCCUUUAUUUUGUGUGUAUUUUUGUCUUGAACUAGAUUUUAUUUCAGUAUUUACAGCUAUCCGUGACCAAAAGUUAUAACAUCCCCUGAUAAUCUAUAUUUGAGACAAUUCAGAUGGCAAUUUAAUUUGAAUCUUUUUUUCAUAAACUGGAAUUUCAAUAGAUGGAUUUUCUUUUUUUUUUUAUCAAGCCUAGGAUUGGGUAUUUUAAGUAUUUUUACAUGUGUGAAAAUAUGUAUUGUGUUGCGUCUUCAUGUUCAUCCAUGUUUGGGUCAAAUGUCUUGCAUAAUAUAAUUAAAAGGACAGUUAUUAAGAUUGAGUUUCUAAAGAAGUAAUGAGAGUACAACUUGAACUGCUAAGACAUUCCUGGCAUUUUGAGGUAUCAGCUGACCAAUGAAUAAGCAUAGAUUCACUGAGAUCAGAUGCUCAGCAGCAUUCAUGCUAAGCAUUAACCUAUACCUUAAAGACAUAAUGUGCCUUUGAUGACAAUUGUGACAAGUUUUUUUUUUCUUUGAUUUUAUGAAAUGAAAAUAUUUCUUUUAGCCUCAAACCAAUUGAUCAAUCACUUAAUUUGUUUCACGUACACACAGGUUUUUGCAGCUGGAUUUCCUAGUAAACAACCCGAAGGAUGAAAAUAUGAUUUGAAUGCAAUCUCUCAUGCUCGUCCACAGGAUGGCACCCUUUUCUAGCUUUUCAGUUGUUUCUUUCUUGCCACCCCUAAAAGCAGCAGUCUGCAGUGGUGCAGUGAUCAAUAAAUUCUGUGUACAGACUGGAAUUGAAAUGGCUAUAAUAAAUUUAUAUGAUUUUACUUGA
Molecule: messenger RNA, 3184 nt
Organism: Carassius carassius (crucian carp)
Lineage: Eukaryota; Metazoa; Chordata; Actinopteri; Cypriniformes; Cyprinidae
Exons: 2
Coding region: 777-1901 (374 amino acids)
Biological process (GO): protein polyubiquitination; SCF-dependent proteasomal ubiquitin-dependent protein catabolic process
Cellular component (GO): SCF ubiquitin ligase complex
Molecular function (GO): protein binding
Source: RefSeq, a predicted model, not a curated record